AACUGUGAAAUAGUCCAAGGAAUGAAAGAUUUCAUGAAUGAGAGGAAACUGAUGGACCUUUUGAAUAGUUCUGAUUAUGUUCCUACCUAUGAAGACAAAGAUGGUGAUUGGAUGCUUGUUGGAGAUGUCCCAUGGGGGAUGUUUGUUGAUUCUUGCAAACGCUUGCGCAUCAUGAAAGGAACCGAAGCAAUUGGACUAGCACCAAGGGCUAUGGAGAAAUGCAAGAACAGAAAUGGAUGAAAUCAGGCCGACUUCUUCUUAUUGAAUAUAAUCGAUCAAAAUUUUAUCGAUUAUAGCUAGUGUUUGUCCGAAUUAAAUAGUGUGUUAUGUAUUAAUGCUACUAUUGUGAAGUUGCUUGUAUGUAUUAAUAAUGAGUGUAGCAUAUUUAUUUCUAUA
Solanum stenotomum is the source of this 396-nucleotide messenger RNA. RefSeq names its product auxin-responsive protein IAA16-like. Gene Ontology annotation, molecular function: protein binding. The record is from RefSeq and is a predicted model, not a curated record. The transcript is spliced from 3 exons. Lineage: Eukaryota; Viridiplantae; Streptophyta; Magnoliopsida; Solanales; Solanaceae. The annotation marks the transcript as partial. Gene Ontology annotation, biological process: regulation of DNA-templated transcription. Gene Ontology annotation, cellular component: nucleus.